Messenger RNA from Exophiala dermatitidis NIH/UT8656, 2154 nucleotides. RefSeq lists its product as uncharacterized. Lineage: Eukaryota; Fungi; Ascomycota; Eurotiomycetes; Chaetothyriales; Herpotrichiellaceae. The transcript has a single exon. The record is from RefSeq and is a predicted model, not a curated record. Bases 1 to 2154 code for a protein of 717 amino acids.
AUGAACUUGCGCUGGCGACCGCUAGUGAUCUCAAGUAUGAGGUUUUGUCUGGCUCGACUUCCACUCGAAGCAGAUGCUACAACGCAUACUCAGGAAGCAUCCUCUGCCCCUUUGUUACUUUCGCGACAGGCUCGAUUUCGAGGUCUCCCGCCAACGCUCGGGCCAUAUACUCCCCGAAUUCUUUGCGCGACAUUCCAACCUACAGUUCACGUUUCCGUGGCAUCCUGGAAAUGUUGUUUAUUACCUUGUCGGGAAUACAUUUGCUGGAGCCUUCCCAUCCCUUGUGCAUGUGCAGGCAUCGGACAAGCAGCGCAGAGUGGCCUGAAACGAACAGAAUCAGCCAUGUCUCUCGCCAGUUCUCCUGAUUGUCUCUUUCGACCGGAAGACAAGGCGCUGAAGAUGCUCUUCCCAUCGUCCGCCGACGAGGGCGCUGCCUUUGAUGACUUCUUCAACGAGGACAUGUACAGGCUUGAUGUCAGCGAUGAAGAAAACAAAGAACACUACGCCGACUUCGAAGGCAUCUUCAGAAACGACACUUCGGGCAAAGAUCAAUACGGGCUACCUUCUCUCGAAGCGCCCAACAAGAGCGAAUAUUCUCCUCCUCAACCGUGGCGGCAAGGUGUUUGGUGUCUGCAGCAGAAGCAACAGCCGUCAGGGCUUGUGGUGGAAAAGACACGGAAACCCCAAACAAAGCGACCAGCACAGCUCCAAACAAUGAACCAUGAGAAUUAUAACGAACCACAGUGGUCUGUGGAGGUCGCGUCACCCACUCGGACAAAGCGAUUCGCAACCUCCCCCACCGGUCGGUUGUAUAACCCUAUGUCAAUGCAGCCUGCAGCCUCUCGAGAAGUUACCCUCUCACCAAGUCCGAUGUAUUCCCAACUGCCAAUCUCCCCUGAACCCGGCUCGGUGGACACAGGUGGUUGGCAGCAGGAGUUCCAGAAUUUCCACCUGCGCAUGCCGUACGAGUCUCAGUUGCCACCCACAUCGGCCGCAUUGUCGCCACAUUCAAAGCAAUCGUCGGCCAGAAUGGUCAAUGCCGGGGUCAUGAAUCAUAAUCAGGCAUUGGCUAACCCUGGCUCUGGGUAUCGAGACGACUUUGUGAAUUCACCGGUUCUAUCCGCUAUCGACCCUCUGCUUGCGGACCAUUACGGGGGUGGAUAUCAGGAAUCACAGUCGGCGCACAGUCAAGAGUCCUUGGUAUCCCCGCAGCAGGAUCUCGGCCAUGGUUUGAACGAGUUGCAAUCCCCCAACAGUGGCAGCUUCCCAUCUUCAAACAGUUCGACGCAUUCUCAUGAUGCAAGGAUACACACCUCGAAUACCGAUCUCAGCAAAUACUCGCAAGCCUUGUUUUCACCGCCUUUACUCUCAUCUCAUCCUCCUCUUCCGACGUUGGCGCCGGAAGAGACAUAUCCUGCUUUGGCGGCGCCGAAGCCACAGCGUGCCGCCCAUCAGAUUCUGCACCAGUCCGUGGAAACCGGAUUUACUGGGUUGGGCAUACAGUACCCUGAAUUGGCACAAAUGAACCAGGCAGUUUUCUACGAGCCCUAUGUCCAGCAGCAGGCACCUGCUCCCGUUGGCGUCGCUGUGCCAUAUCCGGCAACAACUAUGCCGCUGCCGAGUCCGAUGACUUCAUGGCCGCCUCUUCCACCGCCGCCGUCCUACGUCUUUUCCGAGUGCUCGCCAUUUACAACACCACGCAAGCAGAGACGUUCGCCCUCUCGGUCGCCGUCGCCUCCAAUCUCGCCGACUAAUAUAAGCCCUCGCCGUAACCCUAGGCGGUCACCGACCAGGAACGUGACAGAGUAUAGUCACAGCCGACGCAAGUCUAUCCAUAAACCCGGUCCUAUCCGAGAUCUGGGCUUACAGGAACCGCUCCCGUCGCCCCGAACAAGGUCAGCUUCGCGUCCUCCACGGACCCCGAAGACACCAAAGACACCCACUGGCGGUACUGUGAUUGAUUUUGUGAACUUCACGCCCAAAGACUCGGCUAAGCUGCUGAGCGAUGUGGCGCCGAGUGGCAGUUCCAAAACAAGAGCUCGGAGGGAAAUGGAGGCGCGGGAGAAGAGGAAGAAGUUGGGCGAGGCAGCCUUGAAGGCGGUGAAAGUGGCGGGAGGAGAUGUGGCGGCGUUUGAGAAAGCCAUCUUUACGUAG